Microthlaspi erraticum is the source of this 336-nucleotide messenger RNA. The record is from the annotation of a GenBank genome assembly. NCBI's taxonomy places the organism in Eukaryota, Viridiplantae, Streptophyta, Magnoliopsida, Brassicales, Brassicaceae.
AUGGAGAUCAGCUAUCUGGACAAGCAAGAGGGAUAUGAAAAUAGUGCCCCCAAAGAACUGGGAGGCAAGGUCGUGGUCAGGAGAGGGGCGAGACGUCCAUCAGGAGCACUCCAUCGACCACUUCGUGCAACUCGGUCGAGCUUGCUCUCCUCUUCUCCACUCUUCAUCCUUGAAAUGGGUGUGGCUUCCUUGGCCUUGGUGGAGCUGGGUUCGCUCGAAGCGGUUGUAAGGGGUGAUGUGGAGUCAGGUUUUACCAAACUCCUAGACCUCUGCAAGUGCACAGAUCGCGGAAGUAUGGGUAUCGAACACAAGGACUGGCUAUUGAGUACACUUUGA